CGGGGUUGGUGGAGGGAAUGAGUCUGAACUCGUGUAAAGCAACUGCUGUCGUUCGCUUAUUUCACAAGCGUACGGUGCUUCGCUGUGCCGCCUUCUAACUCACCUUGACUUCGUAUGAGCUGCUCUGAUAGCCCCAUAAAUGAACGGACGCAGGGUGCUAAUAGCGAUUUUUGUAAGCUGCCUGUUAGUGGAUUCAUCGAAUUAGUUCAGCGCCGACUCAGUUAAUUAUGCAGAGCACGGUGCAGUGGGAGAGCAGCCUGUUGCAGUCCGACGGAUGUUAUUCACCAGGAACACCAUGGUGGUGCCAUCUGGGAAUGAGUGCAACUGCGACGAAGGGAUAGCCAUCACUCUCCCCCCGGAACAAACAGAGGCAAUUUUGAGUGUGGAAGCGGGUUCGCUACUCUCUAGCCCGGUCAAAACGGAAGAGAAACAGUUUCUCGAGACUCCCGCAUGCGAUGCACCUACCCACUUGGACAUCACCGUUCCAGGUGCCACGUGGGAUGAUUCUGGAGCACAGCAGAAUAUCUAUAUGCUUACAUUUCCAGCAAACCGCCUAAAGGAAUAUACAGUUUAUUAUCAAUGCAAAAAACCGGGGAGCAUGGGCGCCCUUAAGAGCCACCCGGACGUUCAAGGUAAUUAGUGAACAGAAGGGGCAGAGGGGAAUCAAUCAAAUCCCCGAACUGGAGUAGACGUGUCAAGUCACAGUAAUGGCACAACCAGAGCCAAUGCCGACUGACUCCGGUCCCGUAAAAACGUGCUCAAAAUUCAACAAUGCAGUCUACAUCAAGCCUGGCCCUAAGGACACCCAGGAUGUAUUCAGGUGCAGCGACAAACGUUCUACUGUCGUUCCGGCCCAGACCCCUCUGGCGCAAUUCUGUGAAUCCGCAGACUGCACGCACCCGCAACAACUUACUACAGCUGUUCCGGGGGCAUAUAGGGAUGGCAGAAAUAACGCGGAACGUCUCUACAGAGUGGUCAUUCCUGCAGAGGGAAGAAAGGAAACUCAGCUGUGGUAUAAAUGCACACUGUCAAAUCAGUUCUCCUGCGGAGUGGCAAUCCAAAACAGUUCCAGGGUGGCAUUCAGGAGAAGAAACCAACCGAUUCAUGCUCUCUGCUGAUUAGGGUGAAGACCACAGACAGCAUUGAUGAUGAGGACGGAGAUAAAGGUAUUGAAGAAUGCACGGUAGGCACCGAGAAGAAGGUCACGCUUUUUCCAAGCAGUCCGGUCAGAUUCAGGUGCAAGCUAGGAACGAAUCUGCAGCCAACGUUCUCCGCGGAAAACCCGCAGGUGUACGACGAUUCUAAUGGCGCGUGUAAUGCACUGGUCGCCUUGACCUCUUUGGUAGAUGCCGCGCUCACAGAAGAUAACACGCAUGACACGUACAGCAUGUAUGAUAUCGAGUUGAAAACUGGUCCCCAACUGAGAUGAGAAAGCUCUGCCUGCAGUGCUCUUAUGGAAUGCAAAACUGUAAAGUGUUCAUUCAAGUACCCGGCACCGAUAGCACCACCUCAGGAGAGGGCGGCUUGUUGGAGUUCGAGAGCUCGGUUGUCGGCCUCGUUCUCUGCAUCGGAUUUCUGUUCGUUCCCUGAUGCGUAAUUACUGUCACACAUCCAACUGCAUACCUGAAACCCUGUCAUUGAUAAGACGUUGCUGGACUGUGGUAUGAUAUGGCAUCGUCACUCGCGUCUCUCCACAUUCAGUCGGAUCGGCGGUGCAUGUGUCCCACGGCGACAGAGAGCGCAGUACCUGGUCAGGCAGAAAUCAUGCUGGGCGUCGAAACCUUUCCAGGCUGAGUCCUUGCCAGAGGAUCUCGUGUUGCCUGUCGCAUGGGUACAGUAUAAGAUUACGAGCGUGGCACAUGCGUGUCAUUGUCAAAUAGUCAUUAUUCAUUCUUGAUUUUCAUUCACAUUGCCCCACAAUGCGCUCACCUGCUGACGGACAUUUCAGCGACCCCAGAUCGCCACUGUGGGCACCAUUGUUACCCCCUACAACCCGAU
Molecule: messenger RNA, 1998 nt
Organism: Toxoplasma gondii ME49
Lineage: Eukaryota; Apicomplexa; Conoidasida; Eucoccidiorida; Sarcocystidae
Gene: SRS59J
Product: SAG-related sequence SRS59J
Exons: 1
Coding region: 1019-1429 (136 amino acids)
Source: RefSeq, a predicted model, not a curated record